UUUUUUAAUACACAUUGUCACAAUAUUCCAUUCCCCUCCAAAUUAAAUCAUUGACAUUUUAGUCUGCAUAUAUAUUGUCUUAACUAGCCAUAGGAUCACUAGCUAGCUCCACCCUAUAUUAUUCUCCAUUGGUAAAUCAAAAAUUCUGAUCAACAGAUGCUCAUCAUGAUUUCCUCAAUCAAUCCUCAAUAAUCACUCGAUCUCUACCCAUUUUAUAUAUAUAAAUCGUCUAAAUUCUUCAUCCUUUCCCCUCUCUUCCCUUGGAAAAAUGCCAUGGAAAUGUUUUAUUAGUUGCUUUCAACCACCUCCUGCAGAGACGAGCUAUUUUUCUUGUAAUUGCUUUCAAGCACAACCACCUGCAGGGACAAGUGUAAAUAAUUGUAAGGAUUAUCCAUGGGAUAUAUACACCCUCAAGGAGCUUCAAAAUGCAACAAACAACUUCCACGAUGAUAACAAGAUUGGAGAAGGCGGCUUCGGAAGCAUCUAUUGGGGUCGAACAAAUAGAGGCGAUGAGAUUGCAGUGAAACGACUGAAAGCCAUGACUGCAAAGGCAGAAAUGGAGUUUGCAGUGGAAGUGGAAAUGCUUGGGAGGGUGAGGCACAAGAAUCUGUUGGGUUUAAGAGGAUUUUACGCCGGCGGCGAUGAAAGGCUUAUAGUCUAUGAUUUUAUGCAUAACCAUAGCUUGCUCACCCAUUUACAUGGCCAAUUAGCUUUCCAUUGUUCCUUAGAUUGGCCGCGAAGAGUGAGUAUCGCCAUCGGAUCAGCUGAGGGCAUAGCGUACUUGCACCAUGAGGCGGAUCCCCACAUAAUCCAUAGGGACAUAAAAGCAAGCAAUAUACUUUUGGAUUCAGAAUUCCAAGCAAAAGUUGCUGAUUUUGGUUUCGCAAAGCUAAUCCCAGAAGGAGUGACUCAUCUGACCACAAGGGUAAAGGGUACUUUAGGGUACUUAGCGCCCGAGUACGCCAUGUGGGGAAGAGUCUCAGAAAACUGCGAUGUUUAUAGCUUCGGAGUAUUACUCCUCGAAAUAGUUAGUGGCAAAAAGCCUAUCGAGAAGCUUCCUAGUGGGGAUAAGCGCGAUAUUGUGCGAUGGGCGACGCCUUACGUCGAAAAGCAUGCUUUCGAACAUAUAGUGGAUCCAAGGUUAAACGGGAAGUAUGAUCGGGCGCAGUUGAAAUCGAUAGUCGAGAUUGCCAUGAACUGCACGGAUAGUCACUCGGAGAGCAGGCCGAAUAUGUUGCAGGUUGUGGAAUGGCUGCAGGAUUGCCCCGGGUGGAGGAAGAAAGACGUGCCACCGGUGGUUGAAGAUGAAACGGAGGGCGAUGAUGAGAUGGAAAUUUCUGCUGGAAGUCAUGUUGUCUCAAAUAGAGCCAAGGAGAACGGUAGAUAGGAACCGGGGAAUGGUGUUGUGCGCCUCCCCCGGGUCCCAUAGAGACAAAUGGUGAUUGCAUAAGCUUGUUUACUUGUUGAAAUAUUGUUUAAUUUCGAACUCAAUCUCUACAAUACAAUCGGAGGUGAGAAUUUCUAUUGAAACUUUUUGCUGGUAAGGAAUUUAGUUUUUUUGGGCAAGGAUUGUAACUUUUUUGUUGGUAAGGAAUUUUUUUUUUUUUU
Rhododendron vialii is the source of this 1608-nucleotide messenger RNA. Its product is annotated as PTI1-like tyrosine-protein kinase At3g15890. Gene Ontology annotation, biological process: protein phosphorylation. The transcript has 4 exons. Lineage: Eukaryota; Viridiplantae; Streptophyta; Magnoliopsida; Ericales; Ericaceae. Gene Ontology annotation, cellular component: plasma membrane. Bases 269 to 1387 code for a protein of 372 amino acids. The record is from RefSeq and is a predicted model, not a curated record. Gene Ontology annotation, molecular function: ATP binding; protein kinase activity.